UUGACAGAGAGAGAGAGUCUGAGAGAGAGAGAGUGUGAUGCUGGAGAGUUCUGUGUUGACUUCUCAUGGAGGCGACGACGCCAAAUAAAAAGCAGAUCCCCACCUCCGUCUCUGCUGACGCCGACGCCACGACUCCCUUCUCUCUCUCACGAUUCGAGGAUUCUCCUGUCUUUAACUACAUAAAAAAUCUCUCUCCGUUUGAACCUAUCGACUCCAUUCGCAAUGAUCGCACAUUCAACUCACUGAAUUUGGCUUCCCCUUCAUUGGCCUCUGCUUCACCACCAACUAGUUCCCACAUGGAAACCAGAUUUUUAAUUGGAAGGCAUCAAUUCUCAGGCCCACUGAAACCUGAGUUUCCCUGCGGUAGAAGUGAAAAUAAUACAAAUGAAGCGGUUUCAGGGGCUGCUCAAUUACCUGGUGAUUUGUGUAAUGAACAGCUUGGAUGUUUUACACCUAGCAGUGAGCCACCAAUUGAACAAUUGGAACUGGCCAUUGAGUUGCCAACAACGUCGAAUAAUGAUAGUGGUAGCCCAGAUAGUGAAGUGAUGCCUUGUGAUGCAACCAGGACAGAAGCUGAGCUGGAAAUGGCAGGCUCAAUCACACCGCUUAUUUUAUUAGACAAGGAUAAUUCAAAAGAAAGACAGCACAUGUUGGAACAUGAAACAGAUUUACGUAAAAUCCGACGACUUGAGCAAACUGACGAAGCAGCAGGACUUGACUGGGUGACACUGGUUUCUGAUGUUGCUGAUCUUUUAAACUUUAAUUCAUGGAUAAUUGAAGAGCGUUCUGAGGGGCAGAAGGCAGAGGAUCCUGGAACAAUAUCUUUUGUCUCAACAGUCCUAGACCUACCACAAGAUAAUACCGAUGAUAUGGUGAACUUGCUAUCCGAUGGUCUUGCUGAUUCUUGCAAACAAGGUGGCAUAAGAGAUCCUGUAGCUCAACUACUUGAAACUCAGGAUACAGAGGGGGAAGAUGAGGUUCCAGUAACACUUUCUAGCAAUAUAACUGGGCUAGUUGUCAAUGAUUCACCUGCAAAAGAGGAUGUGAAAGGGGCAGGAGUCUCCCAUUCCGCCUGCGAGCGUAGUAUGAGGAGGCGCUGCCUAAUCUUUGAGAUGGCAGGAGCUCAUAAAAGGAAAUCCUUAUGUGAUUCUGAUCUUAGUUCUUCAACCUCAUCACAAUCAGUCCAUAAAGUUCCUGAAACUGAAAAGCAUUUGGUCUCAAGUAAGGCAGGAAGUAAUCACCGAUCGUCCAUGUUAACUGGUAUUGGGAUACACUUGAAUGCUCUUGCUUCUUCUUCGAACACUGUUAAACUUGUCAAGAGUGAGGCUCUAGCUAUUGGAAGGCCGCAAGAGCAAAGGGAGCCAAGAUAUGCAAACACUGUUGAGCCAAUGACAUCGGGUCUAACUGUUCUUAUUGAAUCCUCGCCUCCAAGGUUGAUGGACAGAGACGUGAUUCCUGGUGGAGAUGAAUUCAAAGUCAUGGGAAAUGCUUUCCAGACUUCAUUGAGUUUUGUUAGCAAAGAGAUUGACCAUAACAGUCCCGAAAAGAAGAGGAACAAGUUGGAGCUUGUCGGAGAAAGCCUGGCUUGCAAGCGCUGUAAUUGUAAGAGGUCCAAGUGCUUGAAGCUUUACUGUGAAUGCUUUGCCGCUGGCCUCUACUGUGUGGAACCUUGUUCAUGUCAAGAUUGCUUUAACAAUCCUGUUCAUGAAAAGACUGUUCUUGAGACUCGUAGCCAGAUUGAAUCUCGCAAUCCACUUGCUUUUGCACCGAAAGUCAUUAGAAGCACUGAUUCGGUUUACGAAAAUGGGGAUGAAACUAAUAAAACUCCAGCUUCAGCCAGGCACAAACGAGGCUGCUUUUGUAAAAGGUCAAGUUGCUUAAAGAAAUACUGCGAAUGCUUUCAGGGUGGUGUUGGAUGCUCUAUUAGUUGCAGAUGUCAAGGAUGCAAAAACACUUUUGGUUGCAGGGAUGAAGCUGAAGAAACUGAGUUUGAAGAGGAAGAAACAGAAGUGAAUGACAAGAAUGCAUCAGAGAGAAGCGUACAUGAUGGUCAGCAGCAAAAAUCUGACAGUUCAGAUCUUCCAGUAUCUUCUGAAAUUUUCAGAUCAUCAACCCUAGCGAAUACUGUUGGCCCAUCUUCUCCAUUGUGCAACAGCCAAAAAUUUGGAAAACCAGAUAUUGUCUAUGUUAAGCCCGUGUUUGAGAAGAAUCUUGAGGUGAUUCCAAAAAUUGGAGCUCCUAAGAUUUUGAAAAACAAUUAUGCACCCACUUCUGAUGUCAAGUCAGUCUCUCCCAAGUGCAAGAGAAUUUCACCUGCUCUUUUUCAGCCAGGAUCAACUGCUUGGCGUAGGAAGAAGUUGAUUCUAAAAUCUGUCCCUACAUUCCCAUCUCUGGGACCCCAGUGAGAGAAAUGAUGUCGAAUUCUGCUCCUGGGUUUCUUCAGGUAUAUUCAAUUGUUUGUCUUAUUCGAAGUGUCUUAAGGUUUGUCCCUGCAUAUCCACAUCUUGGAGCCCAAUGAGAGCAAAGACCUCCGAUUGAUUCUGCUAUGGGGUUCCUUUAGGUAUGUAUGUUCAAUUCUUCGAGUCUUAUUCAAUGUAUCCAUGUAUAAUUAGAGCCUCACUGACGGAAGGUAUAUACCCAUAAAUGCAUAAAAUCUAAACAUUAUGUAAUCGUUCGUGUUCUCUGCUAUCAAAUAUGUUAAAAGGUGACAUAAUCUCUGUGACGUAUCUAUAGUUGAUUCACAGGUUUUAGCUUG
Messenger RNA from Tripterygium wilfordii, 2755 nucleotides. RefSeq names its product CRC domain-containing protein TSO1-like. The record is from RefSeq and is a predicted model, not a curated record. NCBI's taxonomy places the organism in Eukaryota, Viridiplantae, Streptophyta, Magnoliopsida, Celastrales, Celastraceae. Bases 66 to 2405 code for a protein of 779 amino acids. Gene Ontology annotation, molecular function: DNA-binding transcription factor activity. The transcript has 10 exons.